CCGAGCGCUUCGUGUCUGUACGGAGCUAGGAGGGAGCGCGGGAGCGGCGGCGGACGGACGGACGGGUCCAAGAUGGCGGCCUUCUCCGAGAUGGGUGUUAUGCCAGAAAUUGCACAAGCUGUGGAAGAGAUGGAUUGGCUGCUCCCAACUGAUAUCCAGGCUGAAUCUAUCCCAUUGAUCCUUGGAGGAGGAGAUGUCCUUAUGGCUGCUGAAACAGGAAGCGGAAAAACUGGUGCUUUCAGUAUUCCAGUCAUUCAGAUAGUUUACGAAACCCUGAAAGACCAACAGGAAGGCAAAAAAGGAAAAACAACAAUCAAAACUGGUGCUUCAGUGCUCAACAAAUGGCAAAUGAAUCCAUAUGAUAGAGGAUCUGCUUUUGCAAUUGGUUUCAGACGGUCUUUGUUGUCAGAGCGAGAAGUAAAGGAAUGGCACGGAUGCAGAGCUACUAAAGGAUUAACAAAAGGAAAACACUACUAUGAAGUCUCCUGUCACGAUCAAGGGUUAUGCCGAGUGGGCUGGUCUUCCAUGCAGGCUUCCUUAGACCUCGGUACUGACAUGUUUGGAUUUGGCUUUGGUGGAACAGGAAAAAAAUCCCAUAAUAAACAGUUUGAUAAUUAUGGAGAGGAAUUCACUAUGCAUGAUACCAUUGGAUGUUACCUAGAUAUAGAUAAAGGCCAAGUCAAGUUCUCCAAAAAUGGAAAAGACCUUGGUCUGGCCUUUGAAAUACCUCCGCAUUUGAAGAACCAAGCCCUUUUUCCUGCCUGUGUUUUGAAGAAUGCUGAACUGAAAUUUAAUUUUGGUGAAGAAGAAUUUAAGUUUCCACCGAAGGACGGUUUUGUUGGUCUUUCCAAGGCACCUGAUAGUUUCGUUGUCAAAUCACAACAUACAGGUAGCGCACAGGUGGCACAAACCAAAUUUCUUCCCAAUGCACCAAAAGCGCUCAUUGUGGAGCCUUCUCGAGAGUUAGCUGAGCAAACGUUGAAUAAUGUCAAGCAGUUUAAGAAAUAUAUCGAUAAUCCAAAGUUAAGGGAGUUGCUAAUAAUUGGAGGUGUGGCAGCACGUGAGCAGCUCUCUGUCUUGGAAAAUGGGGUAGAUAUAGUAGUUGGCACACCAGGAAGACUAGAUGACUUGGUGUCGACUGGAAAACUGAACUUAUCUCAAGUUAGAUUCCUCGUCCUGGAUGAAGCUGAUGGCCUUCUUUCCCAGGGUUACUCUGAUUUUAUUAACAGGAUGCACAACCAGAUCCCUCAGAUCACUUCAGAUGGGAAAAGGCUUCAGGUGAUUGUUUGCUCUGCUACUUUGCAUUCUUUUGAUGUGAAGAAGCUGUCAGAGAAGAUAAUGCAUUUUCCCACGUGGGUUGACUUAAAAGGAGAAGAUUCUGUCCCGGAUACUGUACACCAUGUUGUUGUCCCUGUGAACCCCAAAACUGACCGGCAUUGGGAAACACUUGGGAAAAACCACAUUAGAACUGAUGAAGUACAUGCAAAAGAUAAUACAAGACCUGGUGCUAACAGUCCAGAGAUGUGGUCUGAAGCUAUUAAAAUCCUGAAGGGGGAGUAUGCUGUUCGGGCAAUCAAGGAACACAAGAUGGAUCAAGCAAUUAUUUUUUGUAGAACCAAAAUUGACUGUGAUAACUUGGAGCAGUAUUUUAUGCAACAAGGAGGAGGACCUGAUAGAAAAGGGCACCAGUUCUCAUGUGUUUGUCUCCAUGGUGACAGAAAGCCCCAAGAGAGAAAGCAAAACUUGGAAAGAUUUAAGAAAGGAGAUGUGAGGUUCUUGAUUUGUACAGAUGUAGCUGCCAGAGGAAUUGAUAUCCAUGGUGUUCCUUAUGUUAUAAAUGUCACCUUGCCUGAUGAAAAGCAAAACUAUGUACACAGAAUUGGCAGAGUAGGAAGAGCAGAAAGGAUGGGUCUGGCCAUUUCCCUGGUGGCAACAGAAAAAGAGAAGGUCUGGUACCAUGUAUGUAGCAACCGUGGAAAAGGGUGUUAUAACACAAGACUCAAGGAAGAAGGUGGUUGUACCAUUUGGUACAAUGAGAUGCAGUUGCUAUCUGAGAUUGAAGAACACCUGAACUGUACCAUUUCUCAGGUAGAACCAGAUAUAAAGGUUCCAGUCGAUGAAUUUGAUGGGAAAGUUACCUAUGGCCAGAAAAGGGCUAUUGGUGGUGGAAACUAUAAGGCAUGUGAUAUCUUGGCACCCACCGUUCAGGAGCUGGCUGCCCUUGAAAAGGAGGCACAGACAUCGUUCCUGCAUCUUGGCUACCUUCCUAACCAGCUGUUCAGAACCUUUUGAUUUGCGCGUACACUGAAUAAGAUUUGAAUAAUAAAGGUCUGUAGUCUUAAAAACUCUAAAACAGUUGUACUGCUUCCAAGCAGCAGUAUUUAUAGUAACCAGCCUAUUAAAGCUAACUCUUGCAUGUCAGGAAACAUCGGUCUUAGGAAUUCUUCAUAAAAUGGCAGCCUAAUGAAAAGAAUAAAUUCGAUGACUGUAA
Suncus etruscus (white-toothed pygmy shrew) is the source of this 2491-nucleotide messenger RNA. RefSeq names its product DEAD-box helicase 1 (gene DDX1). Gene Ontology annotation, molecular function: RNA helicase activity; protein binding; nucleic acid binding. Lineage: Eukaryota; Metazoa; Chordata; Mammalia; Eulipotyphla; Soricidae. The record is from RefSeq and is a predicted model, not a curated record.